UCAUGAUUUUACUAUCAACUACAACAAUUUAAUUAUGUACACAACUGUCUCAAUUGCAUUAAUAAGCCAGUAGCCUUGAAGUUUGCUCGUAAAGUGUUUUACUAAAUAGUUGUGUGUUGGUAAAAAUCAUCGCUUACAAAGUUAACCUCUAAUGCGCUAUGUAGGUUACCUUAGCGAUAAGUUCAAAAACCAGGUGCAUAAAAAUAACAAUAGACAACAGAUCAACAGAAAGUAUCUAUUUAAAAAGGUUUCAAGUUCGAGAACAUCAAUCAAUCAAAGUUAUUAGUGAAGUAGUAACACAACAGAAAUCAUGGACGAACAGAAACUGGAACCACAACCAGAAGACAACGAUUCUGUGAAAGUGUACAAAUAUAGAUGGGUCAUACUGUUAAUUUUUUGUCUCUACUCGUCGGUCAACUUCUUCCAGUUCCUUCAGUAUACCAUCAUUUCAAACAUUACCACAAAAUACUACGAUGUAGACAGUACCCUCACAGACUUAACCGGUUUAGUCUUCAUGAUCUGCUUCAUCGUCUUCUGCCUCCCUAUCAACUACAUCAUCGAAAAAUUCAAUUUAAGGAUCACGGCUAUAGUGAGUACUGGCAUGACCGCCCUAGGCAGCCUAAUCAAGCUCCUCUCGGCAUCACGGGAUCGUUACUACGUUGUCUUGAUUGGUCAGAUUCUAUGUGCGAUAGCCCAGGUUUUCAUGCUGAGUAUCCCCUCCAAGCUAGCGUCAACGUGGUUCGGUGCUGAAGAGGUAUCCACAGCAUGUGCUAUCGCUAUUUUAGGGACUCAAAUAGGGGUGGCCAUGGGGAGCAUUUUUGGAUCACAUGUUGUGAAAAAUAGCGACAAUAUGGACGACAUAGGACACGAUUUUCUUAUAAUGGUGAUUAUUAAUGCGUCAAUUACUGUGGCGGUUUUAGUUUUGGUUUUAAUAUUUUUUAGGGCGAAACCACCUCUUCCUCCAAGUCAAUCGCAAGUUUGUAUUGUGGAAGUGGAGACACCUUCAACUUGGGAGCUUUUGAAGGCGAUGGCUACGAACAGAGAUUAUAUAUUAUUGGGGGUGGCGUUUGGGGGAAGUAACGGACUGUAUACUGCGUUUGGGAUUAUUCUAAAUCCUGUCUACCUCAAGUAUUUUCCGGGUUAUGAAAGUGAAAUUGGAAUAAUUAGUGCCAUAGCCAUAGCCGCAGGAGGAUGUUUAGGUAGCGUGGUUUUCGGUUAUGCCCUCGAUAAAUGGCACCACUUCAAACUGACUUCCUUUUUCGUUAUUUUCUUGUCAGCAAUUACUUACAUUUUCGUUGCUAUUUCUCUAGAGUUAGAAAGUCAGUUAGCAACCUAUUUCACAAUUCCAAUAUUUGGGUUCUUCAUAGCAAGCACUUUACUUGUAGGCUUCGAAUUUGCGACAGAAGUCAUGUAUCCAGUACCAGAAGCAGCUGCUUGCUCAGUCUUGACUUCUGUUAUUUAUUUAUUUACAAUAAUAUACACUCUCAUUUUCGAUGCUUUACUUGAAGCCGUAGAUUACAAAAUAGUACAUGCCAUAAUUUUUGUAGUGUUAAUAAUUUAUUCUAUAAUUAUUUAUUUUGUAAGACCAACGUUGAGGCGAAGAGAAGCCAACGUAAGAAAUUAAAGAAUCCUGUUACAAA
Molecule: messenger RNA, 1640 nt
Organism: Zophobas morio
Lineage: Eukaryota; Metazoa; Arthropoda; Insecta; Coleoptera; Tenebrionidae
Exons: 7
Coding region: 311-1624 (437 amino acids)
Biological process (GO): heme export; transmembrane transport
Cellular component (GO): membrane
Molecular function (GO): heme transmembrane transporter activity; heme binding
Source: RefSeq, a predicted model, not a curated record